GUGCUUGGCUACUACAACCGGCGUGGAAUCAACCCAGAGGCAUUCCUGAAUGAGAUCAAGUAUAUCGCUAGUGACCCCGAUGACAAGCACUUCUUCAAGGUGACUGAUGAGUCUGCCUUGAAGGACAUUGUGGACGCGCUUGGGGAUAGGAUCUUCAGUUUGGAAGGGACCAGUAAGAACGGGACAGCCUUUGGCCUCCAGAUGUCUCAGGCUGGCUUCUCUUCACACUUCGUGGAGGAUGGGAUCCUGGUGGGGGCACCGGGGGCCUACGACUGGAAUGGAGCCGUCCUGAAGGAGACCCGACAGGGGAAGGUGGUUCCACCCAAGUCCUCCUACUCACAGGAAUUCCCAGAGGAGCUGAAGAACCACGGGGCCUACCUAGGUUACACAGUAACAUCGGUGGUGUCGGCCAGGAACGGUCGGCUGUACGUGGCAGGGGCACCGCGGUUCAACCAUACUGGCAAGGUCAUCAUCUUCACCCUGAAGAACACUGGUAACCUCACCAUCCUGCACUCCCUCAAAGGACAACAGAUCGGGUCGUACUAUGGGAGUGAGAUCUCCCCGGUGGAUAUAGAUGGUGACGGAGUAACAGACAACCUACUGGUGGCAGCUCCCAUGUUCUUCAGUGGAGGCUGGGAGAAGGGCAAGGUGUACAUCUACAGAGUGACUGAGCUGAAUCGUUUCGUCCUGGAGGGAGCGUUGGAGAUCCAGGACCAUGGUCAGAACGCUCGGUUCGGCUCCUCGCUGGCCCCGGUCCCUGACCUGAACGGGGACGGCUUCAACGACGUGGUGGUGGGGGCUCCGCUGGAGGAUGACCACAGAGGAGCUAUCUACGUCUUCUUCAGCCAACGCAACAGGAUUCUGCGGAAAUACAAACAGAGGAUAGCUGCGUUAGACAUCGCUAGUGGCCUGCGCUACUUUGGCCGUAGUAUCCAUGGCAGUAUGGACAUGAAUGAGGAUGGCCUGGUGGACUUGGCCGUGGGGUCCCUGGGGGCGGCCGUGCUUCUAUGGUCUCGCAGUGUCGUCCGAAUUCACGCCAACAUCAGGUUUGAACCCAGCAAGAUCAACAUCUUUGUGAAGGACUGUGAGAGGGGAGGCAAGGACGUGACCUGCAUGUCAGCCAUAGUGUGUCUAAACGUCACCGCCCGGACAGCCAUACCUCCUACACAGGAAGUGGCUAUCACUUACAACACCACCAUUGGGGAGCGCCGAUUCAACCCCAGAGCCAUAAUGGACGACCCUGAUAAACUGCUGUUUCAAAACCUGACCCUGCUUUCUGGAGAGGAGACCUGUCAACACAUCUACUUCCAUGUCAUGGUGAGCACUGACUGA
Molecule: messenger RNA, 1332 nt
Organism: Oncorhynchus keta (chum salmon)
Lineage: Eukaryota; Metazoa; Chordata; Actinopteri; Salmoniformes; Salmonidae
Product: integrin alpha-11-like
Exons: 8
Biological process (GO): cell-cell adhesion; cell-matrix adhesion; integrin-mediated signaling pathway
Cellular component (GO): external side of plasma membrane; integrin complex
Molecular function (GO): integrin binding
Source: RefSeq, a predicted model, not a curated record